AUGGCAGACAAGAUGUCCAUUGACAAAAACAUUAUGGCCAAAGAAGACAGUGAAGAAUCCAUGCGAUCCAGCCCAGAAAACGAGCAUGCAUCUGCUCCCACCACCAAUACUCCUCAAGAACCCCAACAACCCAAGCGUAAGGGUGGUCGAAAGCCUAUCUAUGCGACCUCUGAGGAGCGAAAGCAACGGAACCGACAGGCCCAAGCGGCUUUCCGAGAACGCCGGACCGAAUAUAUAAAGCAGCUGGAGGAGACUAUUCAAAUCCAUGAGCAAAACUUGCACAACCUGCAGACCGCCCACCGAAAUGCAGCGGACGAAUGCUUGAUGCUCCGUUACAAGAACUCCUUGCUGGAGCGCAUCCUCCUGGAGAAAGGUAUCGAUGUUCAAGCUGAGCUUUGCGCCAAAACAGCAAGCCCUAACUUGGGCCCGACCCACGUCCCCCAACCCGUCUCGCAGCCUCCUCCGGUCCAACGAGCCAUCAUGAACCGCCACCACCAGUCCCGCCGGUCCGUUUCGAGCAUUGCGCCCAAGGUUGAGCCUGGUGUGGGACAGCUAGCUACUCCCCCAGCCUCCCUCUCAUUUGGUGCCCCACCUGCUCCCUCGCCUCCGGCAUCCGAGGUCGGGCCACUCCGAACGCCGGCAACAGCACCUCAACAUCAACUUAGCCCGGUGCCUGGGCCGGCUGCCAUCUCUCCUGCUAAAUCCCGGCCUAAUCCGGCUCUCUCCUCGGCCUCGUCUGCCGCUAACAGCCGCUUCGCAACGGCUACUGCGGCAUCGUCAGUCGUGACCCCGAACGCUACCCCAGCUACCAUCACGUCUCCAAAUGCGGCUUCUGGAUACUAUGCUACUCCUUCAUUCCAAAAUCAUAUUGAGCAACUUGAACAAGAGUACGAUGCCCAGGACGUCAUGGAUGACUCCGAAAUUGAUACUCCUAGCGGCCCUGGACCCUAUCCUGCUCCCUUCUCCGACCCCUCUCAAGCGAUGGCUCUGACACCGGCCUCGCCCGAUCACCCCGACCGAUUCCAACUUCCGGAGCCCAGGCCGUCCCGACCUCUGCGCCGAUGCAAAGCUAUGGCAACUUGA
Messenger RNA from Parascedosporium putredinis, 1083 nucleotides. The record is from the annotation of a GenBank genome assembly. NCBI's taxonomy places the organism in Eukaryota, Fungi, Ascomycota, Sordariomycetes, Microascales, Microascaceae.